AAAGAGGAGGAGCUUCAGCUAAUUUAAUGAAGAGCCAUCAGGCACAAGGGUUUCUAUUCAAGGGCGACAUGAAAAAAGACAAUGCUCAGGAGAGUUCUCAAUUUGUUUUUGAGGAGGAAGUAGCAAAGAGAAACUCCUCAAGCGCCAGGACAACCCUGAUGAUAAAAAAUAUUCCGAAUGUAUACAGAAUAAAGCGCAACCUUGGCUACGCCUUCGUAAACUUUACAUCAGCCAAAGCCACAUGGAAGCUGUACAAAGAAUUUCAUAUGCAACCGUGGAAAUGUUUGGACUCUAAAAGAACUUCAUUAAAAAUCUGUGAAAUUAUUUAUGCCAAAGUUCAGGGCCGAGCUGCUCUGGAAAGUCACUUUAAAAAGUACAAUUUUAGAGGUGUCUAUGCUAAAUAUUCACUACUGGUAUUUGACCCACCUCGUAAUGGAAAGGAAUCGAGAGAGAGCAGCAUGUCCAGUCAAAGGAGAGGAAGACUGCUGUAUGUUUGAAAGUGUUAGGAAGUAAAAUUUACAUUUAAUAAUCUAAGUAGUUUGUAGUUAGUUUAGUUGGGAAGUUCAUUCUGUUGAAAAAAUAAGUCAAUCCAUACAAUCAAUGGAUUGAAUAUAAUGAAAUUCAAUUUUAUUUCUAUGUACAAUGUAAAUUGUUUUUCUGUCUUUGCUGCUCUACAUUGAUAUCAGAGCAAUGAACAAUCUUGUGCCUGUGUCAUAAAAUUUGGAUAUGAUGUAUGAAAGCAUAAGUUAUUUGUAGAAGGCGGCUGAUCUCUCCAUUGCAAGGAGUGUUAAAUUCUAUUGGCGUCUAAAAUAACAUUCUUCAUUCAUUCGAAGUGUAGUCUUCAUUGUCUUCAGAGACAAGUCUGACGAAGUCAAGCUAUAUGGGCUUGUAAAGGAAUGUGGAAGGAGGUUUCAAAUUUGGAGAAGCGUUUGAAAUCUGUGUCAUAUCUUUCUGUUUUAGUCUGCUGCAAUCCAAAUCUGUUGGAUAGGUGCGAGAAAGAUAUUGUGUUUGGAGAAGCAUUGAUUGCAGAGAAAGCGCUGUAAAUUUUUUCAUCUGAAUUGUUUGUUGACGUACUUUUAUUCUGCAUAUUUGUUGGGCAAUUCUGUUGCUCUUUGGUACUUUUUGUCCUUGAUGACAAGAAAGAAAAAGAUGAUGUGUUGGCAUACACGGACAUACUGAUUUGGCUGACGUGUUAAGUGUUUUAAAACAUGUUCUUUGGAGCCAUGUUGGUGACAUGAUAGCUCUGACUUUGCAUUAAUGUUAAUGACAUCUUUGGUUUAAAAUUGCUACGGUUUAAAGGGCAUAUUCCUCAUGAUACUUAUUGUAUCGAACAAGUUAAUGUUUUUCUUGGAAGUUGCAUUUGGCGUUUCAUUUGUUUUGUUUUGGAGUCCGUCAAACCCUAACGCCGUGUGAGUCACAGUGCCGCUGGAGCUACAGAGCUCGAGUCAGUUACAGAGAAUGGUGCGAACAAUGGUUUCAUUCAAGAGAUUAACGGUUGACUGGUUAGUUUAUUUGUUCAGUUUGCAUUUAACAGGUAUGGUUCUUGAAACACAUGAUUUAAGAGAUUCUGUUUACCUUGGUUCGAAUUUUUCAGUUAUGCAAAAUAAAAAUAAGGAAGUGGUUGUGCUUUAUUUUUGUUUUUCAUGACUGGGAAAUUAAAAUGUCUUCCGUUGCACAGUUAGAAUCAGUUAUUUGUUUUUCAGUUUACAAAUCUUGUAAGUUAACGGGUUAUUUAAGAUGAAAACGGGAUUCUUUCUGCGUGUGCAUAAAAACAGUUUGACAAAUCAGUCUGUGAGAAGAAAAACGGAGAAACACAGUGCCAUAGUUUGAGUGUGAACAAAGUUCUAACAUUAAAACAGAGAAAUACAGUGCCGUGUUUUGAGUGUGAACAAAGUGGAAGCAUUAAACAGUGCCGUAGUUUAACAGAACCAGCCGAGGGUUUCUUGAGAAUCAAUACUCUGUUUUUGUUACAGAGUAUAUGAGGCUUCAUUGAAUUGAAACCAUAUUAUUCAGUGUUUAUUGAUUUGAAAUCAUACAGUACAGAGUAUUUGAGGUUU
Messenger RNA from Cryptomeria japonica (Japanese cedar), 2057 nucleotides. RefSeq names its product protein terminal ear1 homolog. The transcript is spliced from 3 exons. The coding region runs from base 27 to 497 and encodes 156 amino acids. The record is from RefSeq and is a predicted model, not a curated record. Lineage: Eukaryota; Viridiplantae; Streptophyta; Pinopsida; Cupressales; Cupressaceae.